Messenger RNA from Coccidioides immitis RS, 3744 nucleotides. RefSeq lists its product as uncharacterized. The transcript has a single exon. The coding region runs from base 650 to 3484 and encodes 944 amino acids. The record is from RefSeq and is a predicted model, not a curated record. NCBI's taxonomy places the organism in Eukaryota, Fungi, Ascomycota, Eurotiomycetes, Onygenales, Onygenaceae.
CAAAUGCUGGUGUCUGCUUUCACUCUGGCUCAAUCCUCUGUCCCCCUGCUUCAAGAGUGUCAGGCCUUGCGAUACUUAGGGUAGAGUUUGUGACAUCACAUCCAAGUGACGACGCGCCAUUUCAAUAAGUUUGCGCAGUGAGAUCACGGGCAUGCCUUGUUUUGUCUCUCGUUCAAAGGGCUAGGUUGAUAAGCCUGCAUUAAUUAAAUAAAUAGUGAGUUAGCUAGCUAGCGCAUGUUCUCUCUUCCUUUUUUUUUUUUUUUUUUUUUCCCCCAACCCUCUUUAUUUGCCUCCCCAAGAGCGAAUUCACUUGCGCCGAGGGGGGUUCAAAAGAGCUGAGCACAUAUGAGUGCUGGAAUUGACCUCUUCGGAGUCCAUUCCAUGGCCUGGUCUGACAGCUUACCACUAUUUCAAUUUCAAAUUGAGUUUGACCGUUUCCUGUUGACAUCUACCUGCCAAGUUACCAGACAGCUCGCCGGUUCUCGUUUACCGGUUCUUGCCACAUCUCAUUGGCAGACUCCCCGAGAGAAAUCCAGAGCGAUCGGGCAAACCCUCUACGAUCCACCGGCCAGCAGAAAACUUUGGAAACUGGUUUGCAUGCGAUCACUGUUACGUGCGACGAUAGCGACGUUGGAAUACCUGACUACAUAUGCGAAAGCCUUUGGCGCAUGCAGAUGUCGCUGUUAUGGAUCAGAACUGCAGUGCUUCAUCACUGGUCCAAGCGCAGCAGCCAGCGAAAUUUUCCCGGUAUCGAUCGGUGAGAAGAGCUGCAGCUCCGGGCGUGCAGCGUUCUGGUUCGAGUGCGCCUCCUCCUCUGCCUGCCAAUCCGUCAAGCAAUUGUUCAAUUGCGAACUCUCAAAAUGAAUCGAUCAAGCGGAGCAUGUCUCGCUAUCGACAUGCGAAGCCUACCAGGAUCGUUACUUCAAUCCCUCCGCCGCCUCCACCGGGCCCGCUAUCGCAAAAUCGACAAUUUGCGGACAUAGAGAACUGGAUCGAUAAUACUAGGAUGAGCCAGGAGGCCUCGCAGUCUCAAGCGCAUUCUCCAGACCAAGGACAUGGAUUCACGGCUACAUCUUUCUACGAUGCGCCGAGGCAGACUCUCUCACAGCCAUCGAGCCCAAAGAUUGGAAAUUUCUCGCGAAUUUUAGGGAGGAGAUCCCUGGAUCGACAUCGCGAGAAUGAGGAAUCGUCUCCUCCAAUGUCUGCAGGAGCGACCCGUCCGUCAUAUUCAAGAGACAUUUACUCCAGCGGGGGUGAAGAUGAGGCGGAUUCCAAGCGGACUCGUGGAAGGCCUGAAAAUAUUCAUGUCCCGACAUCUCCUUUGCAACAUGAACAAAGACAGGACAGCGAAAUACCACCAGUAGACCUUCAGAGAAGUACUCGCGAAGAGCUCCUUGCAAAUGAAAGAGCAGCAGCGGUGCAUAACAGACCGAGUUCAGGCAAGAAGCUUGUGAAGGAAAAAGGCGGCCUUUUGUCCCGCAUCAAAGGCAUUGACACGAAUGGAUCUUCAAAGGCCCAACGGGAGGCUAGGGAGGAUUUGAAGAACUUAAUAUCAUCGCCCAAAUUGAUUGAUCCGAAGGAUCUCCAGAGCGGAUUCCCCGAUGACACGCCGGUUUCUGCGGUCAAUGCGGGAGAACGCAAGGUGUUGAUCGUCUGCAAUGACUCCUUCAUAAAUCUCCCAAUUACCCCGACUACCAAAGUUCAGGACCUUUUGUACUCCGCCGCAAAUUGCUUGAGCGAACAGAUCGACCCAAAAGCUGCGAUUCUGAUGGAGACUUUCAAGCAGCUCGGUAUAGAACGACCAUUGAGAAGAUACGAGUAUGUCCGGGAAGUUCUGAACUCCUGGGAUGAUGACACGCAGAAUCACCUAGAAGUCGUUACGGCUCCAAGCGAAGACGUGAGCGAAGGCCUCGACGUUCGAACUGCACCUCGAAAGCAACCAAAAGAUGCGACAUUCCACAUUUACCACUCCCAACGCCAGGGAAAAUGGGACAAGCGGUAUAUCACCAUCCGGUCUGAUGGACAAAUUCUCAUGGCGAAGAAACCGGGCGGAGAGUCAAUGAAUAUAUGCCACAUGUCCGAUUUCGAUAUUUACUGCCCUCAAAAGCGGGAUUAUCGGCGGAUAAAGCCGCCCAAGAAGCUGUGCUUCGUAGUCAAAAGUCAGCAAAAGGCAAGCAUGUUCCUUACGAGCGACAAUUUCGCUCACUACUUUUCCAUGAGUGGCUCGGACACCGGUUGUCAGUGGUAUAAUGCUGUGCAACAAUGGCGCAGUUGGUAUCUUGUGAGUGUCAUGGGCGAAGGUAGCUCGAACGGCAAACCUGAAACCCAUUCGAAUGCAAACAGAGCAUCCCAACCUAAUGCGAACCGGUACUCUAUGGAAUCUACUCCAUAUCAGCUUGGUUCGUUCAAGCCGUUAGUAGACCUGGAUGCGCUCGCGAAUGAAAUUGCUGCCAGACCAGUCACUCCUUCAGAUGAAAGCCCGCCAACAUCAAAGAAACGGUCAAGCUGGAUGGCUACUUCCAUGAACAAUCAUUCCAGUACGCCCUUAGCUUCAACUCCACCUUCACCAAAGAACACAAGCCGUGCUAGUGCCCAGAAGCGUGGACGUAGCCAAACAACAGCAACUCAGCGAGACCAGUCUACAGUUGGUGAACCUUUUGCGUCAACAGGCCUUUUGGGCCGCACUUACACCCAGCGUCAGAAUGCAAUGCGGGAACGUGAGAAGGAGCAGGCUGAACAGAAUGGUCCCUUCACCGCACAUGGUUUGCUAAAUAACCUAGAAACAUCCAUACGCCCUUCGGACCGUCCCGGACAAACCUCGGGCAAGCCUCCAAGCGGGGAAAACACCAUCAGUUCUCCCCCCGGCCGCCACCGUGCAAAGUCCAUUCAACAGCCUCAAAGGCCUCUUGUCGAUCUAACACCAACGUAUCAAGAGCCACCUCAUCACGCCCGCAAGGGUCGAGGCGUGGCUGCCCAACCUGGAACGCUCCUCGUCGAUAAUGCAACUGGACCGGAGCUCUGCCCGGGUGCAAUCGUCGUUCCCAGCGCCACCACCUGGCGCAAACCACAGCGGAGUGGAACAAUGACCUCGCAGGUGCCUGCACCAGAACAGUUCGCGCCCUCUUCACGUGGGCGGCAACGCUCAAACACGACACGUGCUACCGCACACCAUCUAGGUGCAGCCGCGUUGGGGACUUCGCCGCCACCUCCGGAAUCGCCAUUUAUAUCGACGGGUUUGCUCGCGCGGAACAAGUUGAGCCAUGGUCAAGGUUCUGCCCAAACAGGGCGUGGUGUCGCAACGGGAAGCAGGCAGACCAACGGUCGACCCCUCCUUGAUGUUUCUGAGCCAAAUCGAUUUACAGAGGGGAGUUUACUGCGAAAUGUUGAGCAUCUCGGCGCUGGAGUGGAUGGAUACGGACGCGCACCGGUGACUGAUAGAGAGAAGCGAGAGGAGCGGACUGUGCAUACUGGGGAAGGAUACUGAAUACAUGGCCUUUCUGGGUUUCCUUUUCCUUUUCUUUCUUUUUUUUUUUUCUUUUAUGGGACCAGGUUUUAUGAUGAUGAGGGACACAACGUGCGGUGGGAAUGGAGAGGAUCAAUGAUACCCCCUAGAUGAUAACGGCCGAUGAUGGCCUGGGACUUUGGGACGUUUUUACGAACACAUAUGGUCAAAUUUACCCUUUCGGGAUAACUUACAUAUCAAACGCUGAAUGAAUUGAUGGGUUUUUUGCCUUUUGACACACA